AUGCUCAUCAGUACGGACGCUUCGCUCUUGAAGACGAUCGUAAAUAUGUGCCGGGAUUGCGCGGAAGUCCACCGAACACUCUGGAAGCGAGUCAAGAGCAAGGGCAAAGACGAGACGCACACGUUCGAGCGCUCGGACGUGACGAUUCAAUGGCAGGUGGCAGACGAGUCGGGUCUUCCCUGCGUCUUGCAGCGAGUGCAAAGUGGCAGUGACGGAGCUGAGUCUUGGGGGCGAAACACGGCGGUCGGUAGUGUCGAAGCCACAGGGAAGUACCGUCCGCUGCCUGUGCGACAGCUAGUCGUGGCUGUCUGGAUGUACCUGCCUCAUGUCGAGGUUGCCCUCACAGAGGAACGCACACCCGUUAGCGACGUCGUCAAGCAGGACUUUUUCGCUGAGAUGGACAGGACAAUGACAGCGUGGAUGAGGAUCUGUUCGAAGAUUGUGGUGACUCGCGCUGAUUGGUGUCCGACAUGCUGUGUCGACGGCUGGCUGGCUGGUGGGUGA
Messenger RNA from Peronospora matthiolae, 504 nucleotides. The record is from the annotation of a GenBank genome assembly. NCBI's taxonomy places the organism in Eukaryota, Oomycota, Peronosporomycetes, Peronosporales, Peronosporaceae.